AUGGAUGAGGAAUACGACAUCAUCGUCCUUGGGACCGGGCUUAAGGUCCGUUUCUCUCGUUUAGCUUGUCUUAUUUCUUUUCAGGAAUGUAUUCUCAGCGGCCUGAUGUCGGUUGCCGGGAAAAAGGUGCUGCAUAUGGAUAGGAACAACUAUUAUGGUGGAGAGAGCACGUCCGUCAACCCGCUUGAAAACUUAUUCGAGCGCUUUAAUAAACAAUAUCCAUCUGAUGAACGCUAUGGCCGAAGUCGGGACUGGAAUGUUGACCUUAUUCCAAAGUUUCUGAUGGCCGAAGGUAUUCGUUUUACACGAUAUUAUUUCGUAGGUAAAUUGGUCAAAUUGCUUCUCCACACUGGCGUGACUCGCUACCUCGAAUUCAAAUCCGUUGCGGGUAGCUAUGUGUACAAAGGAACCGAUGGGUCCGACAAAAUAUACAAGGUUCCGUGUGAUGAAGUUGAGGCGUUGAACUCAAGUAUGUUCUUUUUUCACUUUGUCUACUUGACCAGAGCUUAUGGGGAUUUUCGAAAAGAGGCGUUUCCGAAAGCUCCUCCUGUAUGCAGACCAGGUAGAAGAAGACAAAAAAUCAACUUGGAAUAACAUCGAACUCGACAGGUGUACGAUUAUGAAGGUUUUUGACCACUUUGGUGUGGAUUCCAACACCCAGGUACUUAAUUAAACCUUUUGCAUUACCUCCAUUUGGGGAUCUUUUAAAGUCACCCUGAUAUCAUUUAGUCGCCCAGGGCUAGACAUUUGCUAGCCCAUUUGACUUGCAAGCUAGUGCAGAUCUAGUAACCUGACUGGCUGAGAAUACUCGGUCUGUGCGAGGAAAGUAACUUUUCUGCUACACCCCCGCCCUGAUGCUCACCCGAGUACAUUUUCCACGUCACGCCUGGGGGCUCCCUUAUCGCAUACGUACGCAUUUUGUCCGGAAUUUAGGCCCCUAUUUAGCAACCUAAAUCGCCUCGGGCUAAAACGCCCUCAAUUCGCCCGGGAAAGCGCGUCAACCUACUGUCCCCGUGUGGACAGUGCCCGCUAGGAUUGCUGAAAAAUCCAGUCAAUCGCAACACUAGCCCGCGACUGGGCGACCGGGCUAGCCCUGGGCGAGUAGAAUGCUGUCAGGGUCAGUUGUGGACUAACAUGAUGUUAGCCGUUUUACGACUGCCUUGUGGAGAGGGAACUAGGAAUUUUAUUUGAGGUCCGAAAAGCCAUUUUUCCAUGCUCCCGCCAGUUGCGAUGACUAGUUGUCUUUGUUUUUAUCUAUUUUCGUCAACAAGUUCACAAAUUUAUGAACAUAGUUGGAAUCGACGCACGCAGACAUGGUGUCCUUUGCCGCUUUUGUUUGGAAGACUCAUGCUGUACUGUGUUUCCUAUUAGCACAACAGGCCUCCGAUUAAUUGUAUUUGGGGCAUCGUCACUCAUUAAGCACAAUGGCGUCUUGAUUGGCUUUUUCGGAGUUGUCUAUUCAGUAAAUUCCUGCUGUAAAGGAUUAACAGUGAUGUUUUCCUUUGAAAAAAUUGAAUUUUGCAUAGUUGGGCGCCUUCCUCAUCGGUGUGAGAUUUCAGCAAGGUGUUAGUUACACAAAGAUAAAUCCGUUGUCAAUCACUCUUGGAAGUGGGUAAUAGGCAGGGUGACCCCUACACAUCAACGGUAUUAGCACUAAAGGACGUUCACAAAGUGUGGAUGCCACGAAAACUUUAGUCGGUGUGGUCAUUAUACCUAGGCGUUUAAAGCCUGCUUCCCUGUGCGCAGUUUGCCGGGUGGUCUAUUCAUAAAAGCGACAAGCUGACACACAUCUGAUUAUGCGUUAUAGCACGAUCCGCGUGCUAUAGAGCCCUUUCAUUUAAAAGCAGGCAUUUAGCAGUUGUUCUUAAUUGCGGUCUGAAGACGUGAAAAGUAGCAAUAAGGUUUAGUCAUCUGCCUCACCACACCCAAAAUUGAAUGGGACAUUUAGAGGUCAUUGACGAAAGAAAUGAUACCCACAACUACAAGUCUUUCCGCGCAAGCUAGUUUCCACCUCCUUCAGUAGCAGAGUACUUCUAUACAGCCUUCCCCGGUCCCUUGGAUGUCAUUGAUCUCUCCAGUUAGCCAUGACCUAAUUCAGUCCGUUUUCCAGUAUCUAUGCAUUUUCUCGUUAUUUCUAUCAAGCUUCACUGACAUUUUUGUCAAAUACUGAGGUGUUCGUAAUUGCUUGUAGGACUUUAUCGGUCAUGCGAUUUGCCUGCACCAAAGUGAGGAUUACAAGACCAAGUGCAGUGCACUGGACUGCAUAAAAAGGAUGCAACUCUACAGCAACUCUCUGAUGCGUUAUGGAAAGUCCCCUUACCUCUACCCUCUCUACGGGUUGGGUGAGUUACCGCAGGGCUUUGCUCGCCUAAGCGCAGUCUAUGGUGGUACGUACAUGCUGAACAAACCGUUUGAUGGAUUUGUUAUGGAGAACGGCAAGGUGGUUGGUGUGAAGUCAGAAGGUGAAGUGGCGAGGUGCAAGCAAGUGAUUUGUGAUCCGAGUUACGCACCCGAUCUUGUCCGAAAAGUUGGCCGGGUACGCUUUCUUUUGGGAUUUAUAUUUUUUACUAUUCUCUUUGUACUCGAUGUACGUUUUUUUACGAGGACACAGUAAACGCGGUCUCCACUUUCGAAUUUGUGCUCAGACGAAAUCGGCGGCGUUUUACAGUCCAGUGCUAAGGCUGGUUUGCCUAUCCGAAAUCGACAGGGAGAUGUGCGCCACGCGUAGCAGGCAGCCAUGCUGUCCUGUCAUUGCGAACGACAUCACUGUAAGAUGUGGAAGUGCAUACGAGUGAUAUCGUUUUCGGCGAAGGAGAGGCGAAUUCGCCGAACUCCAUGCAGAUGUUUGAUUACUACGGCGUCACCCGAACAAAUUGUUUUAUCCUACCGCGGGGAUCGGAUUCGGGGUGGAAACGUUGACUAAGUAUUGAAUUGCAGUUCAGGGAAUCGCCCAACUGCCAAGUAAAUAUUUUGCUACGCAGUCGUUUCACAAAAUCUUUUGUGGUCACCGUCGUGGUCCAUCCUCUGUUAGCGGGAAUGAAGAGACCAGUUAUCCGAAAAUUCCCUCGUUCACAACUCUGGCGUAGGAGUUUGGGUGGAGGUUCUAGGCCCACCGUCUGUUGCUUUAUAUCUGACAGCGUUAUCAUUGCGGGAAGCCCGUCAAACCUCUGUGGAAUCUAAAUAUAGAGCGACCAGCUGAAUCCGAAGAGGUGCGUGUUAUACGCACACACCGCCGGAUUAUCAUUUGUUCACUGGCUUAAUUGACCCGUUCGAUGUGAACUUUCCCCAAAUUUGGAUGGACCUAGUCUCAUCGGGGAUGUAGAUUCUGUUUCCUAUUAUCGCAUGGAUUGACCCGAAACACUUGUCUUCUAAAUUUUCGUAAUUUUUACUCUAAAACUAACACUACUGGAGUAAGGUCCAGAUAAUCAUAGACAUUACGGGUUGCUGAAUAUAGAGCAUUAUGUCCUGCUCAUGUCCUUAUAGUUAAUGACCAAACAAUCGGUCAGUGCUCGAUGUCGAAGAGAAUAUGGUGCGACGAACUACUCUUAAAUUUUUGUUCCAACUCACAAAUGAGCCUUUCCUGUCCUCUUUUCCCCACCUUGUCUCAUUGAUUUUAGCGAUGCCGAAGGACCAGUUAUCAAUUUCUCGCCUUGUUCUUUUCAGGUGGUUCGGGCAAUUUGCAUCCUGGAUCAUCCCAUUCCAAACACCGCAGAUGCCCCUUCUUGCCAGAUAAUUCUUCCUCAAAAUCAAAUCGGACGCAAGCAUGGUAACUGUGCUUUGCAGUUUUGCUGACUUUACUCUAGACAUUUACAUAUCCUGCGUCUCAUCCGAUCACAAGGUUGCGGCUGACCGUUUCUUCAUCGCGAUGGUUGCCACUAUUGUCGAGACCGACAAUCCCCCGCGUGAAUUGGCGGCUGGCAUUCGUUUACUAGGUCCGAUGAGGGAAUGCUUUGUCAAGGACAGCGACCUCUAUGAGCCGAUUGGGCCCGGUACCGAUAAUCAGGUUUGUGCACCAUUUAUUUAUCAUUUGCAACCGGGUGGAAGAAAAACCGCACAUUUUUCGUUCCUUUUGCAUCUUGCCGCGUCUUCAGUCAGUACCAGUCUUGCCGUUGUUCCGACUUUUCUCACAAUACUUUGGCUGUACCUGUUCCCCAGUUGUGUUUAAAUGUCUCUAGGCCCCGACUUGUACGUGAUCACUUCAAGCUCUUCGCCGAUCACGGUUAAACUCAGGCCCAGAACUAUGCGCACAUGGCUUACUGCAAAAUUUUCCGGCAAACGUAAACAUUACAGUUCCCGCUUUGUAAGAGAUUAUUGACCCUAAGAACUGCGCGAAACCAAUUGGCAGUGAUGGUACCUCGGAGUCGAAUGUCUGGUUUCAAAUCUUAGGUUCCUCAGGUCCCGCAAUUUGGUUAUGUCCAUUUGAUGACAACAAAGUCAAUAACGACCCUUCACCCCUCCCUUAGUCUGUGUGCGUAUCUUAAGUGCACGGCCUACCGACCGUCCAGCCAAUGCGGAGCCACAGUUGUGCAUUGCAGGCGAAUGAGCGUUUUUUGGAGCGGCCUCUGCAUAGGUAGUUUCCUAUUGCAAAAGCUCGUCGCCUUAUUUAGUUGUUGGUUCGACUAGGGAAGAGCAAGUUUUUGUUUGUUAUGCUUGUCAUCCCACAAACGUGCUAAAAGUGUUUGUAAACGCCCUAGCUCUACACAACUUUAGACUGUGAGCGCAGGGCAUUGUAUCUUCUUAUUUUUUCGAACGUGCCGUCUCCACUACCCCCUCCCCACUUGGCGCCUUACGAUAAACCGGGGGGCGACUGAACAUUGAUUUUUUUCGCCCGCGACUUCUGAGUUUCAAGUCACUUGGAUCGGAGACAGAUUUGUAACGCUACGUACUUCAUCGCCUCUAGAAAAGCCGUCUAUCUCUAGGGCAAGCUGAUAAAGCCAGAGAGGGCUUUGACCUCUGAGUAACUGGGAGACGACUCUGUGAAGGGAUCUCAAUCACAGUCCUCUGCAAUUCUACGGAAUGCCUAACUGCUUGGCCCAUGUAAGCUGCCACCCUUCAGUUGCAGGCAACAUGCUUAGCUUGCGCCGGUGUAUACAUGCCCGCAGGUUUGCGUUAGUAGCGCUCCAGCCGCUCUCUCAUUCGUCUUUGGAGUCAGUGCGCUUGCCAGCUCGCCUGCUUUAGUCAUGCUGUUGCCACUUCACCACUGCGCGACGUCAGCAUGCCACCACUGUGCAAUGAACCUUAAAGCCAGGCCGCGCGCACUCCUUAGUCCUUUACAGAAUUUCUUUUAUGCCUGUGCUAUUUGUCGGCAGCUGCAAACUUCUCUUGACUUAUACUGAGCCUCUACCCAGGUCAUCUAAAGCCCUCAACUGGGGUAGAGCCGAAAGGUGGGGGACCGGCUGCGCCAGGUGUGUGUGUGCGUGCAUGUUUGUGUUCCCGGUCCCAGCUGGUGGCUACGGCUAUGAUUAGCUGGAUAAAGGCAAAAAAACCCGAAACAGUUCUGUAUCAGUGUACCCUCAGACUCUGUCGUCUCCCCUCUGCAAUUAUAGCUUGGCUGACUUCGGCCUGGUAGGUGGUUGGCUGUUCGUGACCCCUAGCAUCCCUAUGAAGCUUGUUUGCUUCGGGAAGCCAAUGGAUCAGUGUGGGCCCAUUCUGCGGAGUGCCGUGAACAGCCCCCUUAACCGAGCAAAAUCUCACUGCCCUGACAACGAAACCUACCAAACAGAACUGAAUUAUUUAUUAGAACUGUCUUCCAAGAAUGGGUAUCCUAGAGAUUUUGUACACCGAUGCAUGAGACAACAGGAGUUAAAAUAAAAGACACGGAACUGGAUUGUUCCGAUGAGGUGCCCAAACCAAAAAACUGACGAACACUUCCGUGCAUUUAAAAUGUGCCUGGACCAGUUAAACGACGCCUGAGGAAGCAGCAAAUACACGUGGCGCACAAACCGAAAACUACACUUCGUAACCAGCUUGUACACCCUAAGGAUAGGGUUGGCUAUUUAGAUAAGAAGUAAAUCGUCUAUGACAUACUAUGCGACACCUGUAAUGCAGUUUACUUUGGUCAAACUGGGAAAUCUGCCUCUACACGCUUACACGAACAUCAGUUGCCAGUAAGAAGGCGAGACCACUUGUCCCAGGUUGCCAUGCAUGCACUGGAAACUGGACAUAAAUUUGCAUGGAACAGGACGCGCAUUAUAGGUGUCUGCUCAUUCAUGAAAGGCCGUGAAUUUUUAGAGACCACUCAUUCUGAUAAGUUAUGCAUCAACCGGCACAGAGUUAGACGCUGUGUACAACAAUCUCAAGGGAAAGUGGAAAAGGCGUUAGCCAAUCGGAACGUGAUGCCCAAGCUAUAGUAAAGGCUGACCGACAGGCCAAUAUCGAUUUUGAGGCACGUUUCAAUUUCAACUGUUUUUCACACAUACUUCACGUCUGCGGAUGACUUGGGAACUGAAGUCGAAAAUUUUCGAAAUAAGUUAUGUUAUUUUUCGAAGUGACUUUAUUAUCUCCAAUUAUGCUUCUUAGGAUGCUCACUUUCAAAUCUUGAUAUAUAUAUAUAUAUAUAUAUAUAUAUAUAUAUAUAUGAUGGUAAGGGGAUGCUCACCGAUCGUUCUUACGGAACUCACUCGUUCCUUUGUGCCUUACGAGCUCUCUCUCGAGCCCAACCAGCAGCCGCACAGCGGCGCAUGAUAUGGGCAGUAUGUUAUUACCGACAAAGACAAGGGAGACUGGAAUGGUCAUUUGCGGCUUAUUAGCCGUUGUCAGCCAAUCAUACCCAACCCCGAAGUGUGGCACACUCGAGGCUCGAACUCGCGACCUGUUAGUUAGAAUUCCACGCCUCUAACCACUGGGCCACGAGCCGUUUGCGCUGUCGGUUUCAAUCGAGAAUAUACAGUAAUAAAGGGGCGCUCACCGAUUGUUCUUCCAGAACUCGCUCGUUCCGUUGUGCCUUACGGGCUCUCUCUCUCGAGCCCAACCAGCGCACACGCGUACGGUCUGCCAAAGGUUCACAAAAUUGGUGCCCCACUGAGUAUUAUUGUACCGCUCAUCGGAUCCCCUACUUACAAUUUAGUCAAGUGGUUGUACAAGCAUCCGAAAUCGUUAACUCAUGGAUCUCAGUGCAGCCUUAACAGCUCCCACGAAUUCUUCCACCGGAUUGAAGUCCUCAGUGUAAGCACUGAUGAAUGCCUCUUGUAUUUAGACGUCAUUGCCUUAUUUUCUUCUAUACCACACGAUUUGGCAAUUGACUACGUAGCCCAACGGUUACAGGAUAAUCCUGUUAAUAUCCCAGCGCAGCACGCUAUAGAACUACUCAAACUCUGCCUUAAGAACUAUUGUAAGUUCGACAAUAAGUACUACCAACGGGUGAAGGGAAGUCAAAUGGGCUCCCCAAUAUCCGGACUACUCGCCGAACUAGGGCCACAGCGACUAGAAGAUGAGCUUUUUCAAACUCUUAACCCCAGAAUGUGGCCUUGCUAUGUCGACGAUACUUUUGUCGUAAUAGAGAACCGCGAAAUCGAAAAGCUACAUCAGAGGCCGAAUGAUGUCUUUCCAGCCAUGCAAUUUACCCGUGAGGAGGCAGUUGGAGACAGUCUGUCGUUUCUGAGCGUAAAAAUACAAAGGCUGGACGACGGUAAUCUCGUGACCAGCGUCCAUAGAAAAGAGUUUGAUUCUGAGAUCAUCCUCAAUUAUGGAAGCAAUCACCCCGCGGCUCACAAAAAAAAGCUGCGUCCGAACUCUCUUCCACCGGGCCUACCGUUAUUGCAACAAUGACGAUCUCCUGAAAAAAGACCUAGCGUAUCUGUAUCGGUUAUUUCGAUCUAACAGAUAUCCGAUCAGUUUUGUGAAGAACUGCCUCAGGUGUCAGACACAACCUCGAGGCCACUUCUCAAAUGGAGAAAUCGUGACUUAGAAAUUCUUAUCCCUGCCCUAUAUGCAGGGGACCUCAGAAAUGAUCGCCCGUCAGCUAAACCAGUUCGGUAUCCGCGUUGCCCACAGUCGGUCAGGAACGAAACUGUCCAAUUGCGUCCUUCUUACUCAGCCAUGCGUUUCGCGGACGUGCCAACGAAGUCAUCGGAGAUGUCAUUUCAACCGAGCCGACAUCGAGUGCAGCUCUUGCCUUGCAGUCUUUGGUCUGCGAGGCUGGCGUAACAGCUCCUUCAACUUCACCGGCGAAUCUGCUUCUGACCGACUGCGAGAGGGGGGGGGCGGUGCGGCGAUCCAGUAGUGUGGAGCCGGCCGACUCAGUCUGGAUCAAUGACAUCAUGUAAGAGUAUGUAAACACACAAAUCUCUGUAUUAAGGAGCAAGUUGACACGGAUGAUGGGAGCUGGUAGAAUGCCCCGCUCCCCACUUUCAAAAAGCCGUCACAUUCGUGAUCGUGUCAUUUAUGGCUAACAUGAAGAAAGGGCGGAGACGCUUCCACAUCCUCUGGUGCCCGUGUCCACUUUUACCAGGCAUUCCUUGACAGGGGUCCGUGGGCCGGUGAGGCUGGUAUGACGACUUCCACGGGUAGGAUUCAGAGCCUGCCCCUGCCUGUACGCCAGUUACCCUCACUGUCGGAUGUCUGUCCGGUUACGCCGAUAUUUGUUUGCACUCAAACGCACUCAAACAUCUUUUUUUUAUGUCCAUUGUAGAUAUUCAUCUCAUCGAGCUACGAUGCCACAACCCACUUCGAGAGCACGUGUGAUGACGUUUUGAAUAUCUACGCGCGCGUGAUGGGAGAGAAGUUCGAUUUCUCGAAGGUCAAGGCUCGCCUGGACGACGAGUAG
Spirometra erinaceieuropaei is the source of this 8764-nucleotide messenger RNA. The record is from the annotation of a GenBank genome assembly. NCBI's taxonomy places the organism in Eukaryota, Metazoa, Platyhelminthes, Cestoda, Diphyllobothriidea, Diphyllobothriidae.